UCAACAUGAACAUUUUUAAGAACUUGCUGAGCAACCAAUGCCCACGCCCCACGGAGCUCAUUUUGGCGGGUCUCCCGACGCAGUAGCAAGCAGAAGCAGAUCCGCACCGUCUCCUCCACCAGUCAACCCAUUCUGAGUAGUACCUCCACCCACUCCCGGCAACCUCCGCACGCUGCCAUGCCGCCGGUCGGUAGCCUCACCGCUGAGCAGCUCGGCCUCUUCGACGCCAACGGUUACCUCGUGCUGGAGCCGUUCUCGAGCGAGGAGGAUGUGCGGGCGCUGCGGGACCGCAUGGCCGAGCUCGUCGCCGGAAUCGGCGGCAGCAACAACUCCACCGGAUCCUGCGAGCAUCACCGGAUGGCAAUGGAUGACUACUACUUUAAGAGCGGGGAUAAUAUAUCAUUCUUCUACGAGGAUAAAGCAUUUGGAGAUGAUGGAUGCUUGAAGCAGUCGAAGGAACUUUCAAUUAGAUUCGUUGGCCAUGCAUUACAUGAACAUGAUCCGGUGUUCAAAAAGUUUUCUUUAUCGGAGAGUGUUUCAAGCAUAUUCUCUUCUUUGGGAUACAAGAGACCUGCAAUUGUUCAAUCUAGAUAUAUCUUUAAGCAACCAGGUUUUGGUGGUGAGGCACUACCACACCAGGAUAAUACAUACCUACACACAGAACCUCCAUCAUGCACGGGGUUAUGGCUUGCACUCGAAGAUGCAACAAUUAACAAUGGUUGCCUAUGGGCAAUUCCAGGAUCACAUAAAAAUGGUCUGAAAAUACGAAUGAUCAAAGAUGAAAAUGGUACUUAUUUUGACUGCCCUAUCCCAUCCUAUGAUCACAAAGAAUUUGUGCCAUUGGAAGUAAAAUCAGGGGGUUUGGUAAUUAUACAUGGAGAUCUCGUACAUAAAAGCUUUGAGAAUCUUUCUCCAGCUUCAAGACAUGCAUUGGUCUUGCAUGUAGUAGAAACCAAAGGAUGUGAAUGGUCCAAUGGAAACUGGUUACAAAGGAAAUCUUAACUAAACGGGGAGUUGCGGCUAUGGAAGUGACUUCCAGCCACCAUAGGGAUGGUUUUAGACUUUUAGUCACUGUCCUUGUUCCAAUAAAAUGGGGGAAUGCUGCCGAGCAAUUCGAUUCCAUAUUCACAUGUAAACUUUGUAAACACUCCCCUUAAUUAAAUAUCGUGACAAAGUCGUUGCUUAUUUC
Messenger RNA from Setaria italica (foxtail millet), 1189 nucleotides. Its product is annotated as phytanoyl-CoA dioxygenase 1. The coding region runs from base 178 to 1002 and encodes 274 amino acids. The record is from RefSeq and is a predicted model, not a curated record. The transcript has 9 exons. Gene Ontology annotation, molecular function: phytanoyl-CoA dioxygenase activity. NCBI's taxonomy places the organism in Eukaryota, Viridiplantae, Streptophyta, Magnoliopsida, Poales, Poaceae.